This is a messenger RNA of Gavialis gangeticus (Gharial), 2359 nucleotides long. It is a transcript of the gene ACKR2, whose product is annotated as atypical chemokine receptor 2. NCBI's taxonomy places the organism in Eukaryota, Metazoa, Chordata, Crocodylia, Gavialidae. The coding region runs from base 756 to 1856 and encodes 366 amino acids. The transcript has 2 exons. Gene Ontology annotation, cellular component: membrane. Gene Ontology annotation, biological process: G protein-coupled receptor signaling pathway; chemotaxis; immune response. The record is from RefSeq and is a predicted model, not a curated record. Gene Ontology annotation, molecular function: chemokine receptor activity.
UUGAACUAGAAGGCAAAGCCACAAAACUGUUUAAGCAGCAGCUGUAUCCUAGGCAGAUGCUCAGACGACAGCAGACCUGCGGACAUUGCCCUGAUCACAAAGGCACUUGACAUCUGGUUGUGGACCCAGCAUGGAGAAGGCAUCAAGAAGCUGAUCCGGAGUCCAGGAUUUUAUGCUUCAACCCACUGACCCACCCCAAUGGGACACUCGAUCACUCUUGAGUUCUUUAAAGAGUAACAUUUCAGUGGUUAAAACAGUCCUUUGCUGAAAGGCCAUGCUCUUUGUUUCCUUCCACGUUGUCCUCAAAGGAUUAAAUUAGAGGUCCAAUGAUUCAAUAACCUUGGUGGGACUCUGGGAAAGUGGCUGUAAGCAACUGCGGGCUUGGAGGUCUGACACACUGGUUUGAGGGUCAAGCACAGGUGGGCUAUCAAAACCCACCUGAAGUUAGCACUUGAAGAAAUGAGAAGAUAGCCCCUCUUCCAGGGUCAUUGAGUCUUCGACACUUCUGCCGAGCCUGGGUGGCAGGGAUUUUUUUGAUGGGACCAAAACCUUGAGGCAGCUAUCCAAGGGUAACAACAUUAGACUCAACCCUCUGAGCUAGAGGUAGACGACUCCAUAAUACUUAGCACAUUCAGCUCAGCUUCUGCUUGCGGAUCCAUAGAACUUUUGCGGCCUACUUUUCAUCUUCAAAUGAUCCUCUUCCCUUUUAAUUUCUGAAUGUGACACAAGGCCAUUGAGUUGGGGGUAUCUCAAGAAUGGCAAUGGCUUUUACAUCUGCUAUGACACUUUUCAUGGAAAUUCCUCUCAACAUGACCUACUACGAGUAUCAAUAUGCAGACGAGGAGGACUAUAGUCAAUUUUUGGUGUGCAGAAAAGAAAACAUUGUGUCGUUCAGCAAAGUGUUCCUGCCAGUGCUCUAUAGUUUGGUGUGUUUGCUUGGAUUAGUUGGGAACUUUCUCCUAUUUAUCAUCCUCCUCAAGUACACUAAGAAGAGGAGGAUGACGGAGGUGUACCUGAUAAAUCUGACCAUUUCGGACCUUCUCUUUGUGGCAACGCUUCCUUUCUGGGCCACGCAUGCGGCUUCUGAAUGGGUGUUUGGAACGGUGUUGUGUAAGAUCCUUAGUACUAUCUACACCAUGAACUUCUACAGCGGCAUCUUCUUUGUGAGCUGCAUGAGUCUAGAUAUGUACUUGGAGAUCGUUCAUGUGUGGUCCAGUAGAAACUCCAGGACAUCAGGAAAGUGUUUCCUUGUCCCUUUAGCGGUGUGGAUUGCUUCCAUACUGCUGUCUGUUCCCGAUGCUGUCUUAAUGCAUGUGGAGAAGCUCCAUGAUGGGAAAUUGGUGUGCAACCAUGACUACAGCCAGCACAGCUCCAUCUGGAAGAUUACCCUCCGAUUUUUGCAGAACGUGCUGGGCUUUCUCGUCCCAUUCCUCUGCAUGGUGUUCUUUUAUACACGCAUCGCUUGUGUCCUCACCACGUAUAAGUCCCCUAGCAAAAAAAGAGCUCUCCAGCUUGUCAUUGUUCUGGUAACUGUUUUCUUUGUCCUGUGGUUCCCUUAUAACAUCACCCUGUUUCUUCACUCUCUGCAAGACCUUCAUGUGUUUAAGGACUGCGAAACCAGCCAGCACCUGGACUACGCUAUACAAGUCACUGAGAGCCUCGCCUUUGUUCACAGCUGCCUCAAUCCUCUCCUGUAUGCCUUUGUGAACAAACGGUUCAGGUUGUAUUUAAAGAAAAUAUUGGGGGCAGUCUUCAGGAAGCAGAGCAUCCUCAUUUUCCAGCCCUCUGAGACGAGUCAGUUUUCUAGUAAGCGCACAGCCCAAAUAGAAAUGCUAAGCAUCACCAACCUGUCCUAAAUAUUAAGAUGUUAUCACUGCUUAUGCUUUAACACCACAAAUUUUGCUGCUUUUGGGGGGUCAGGAAAGGUAAGGGAGAGGGGUUGGAGCACCAAGCUGGAAAUGAGGAAUAAUCCCAUCCCUGACACUAGCUGUCUCAGUCGCUGUGGGCAAACCACAACCAUUCCCUUUCUCUGAACUGAUGGGGGUGGGAAUUUGUUGUUGCAAUUCUUUCUGAAAUCUGCCCCUACAAUGGGGGAAUCCCAAGGAAAUUGGGGUGACUGAAUUCAUGUGAAAAUGUCUGAGAGCAAAACCCUGGGCAGUAACCACGAGCUCACUCCACAGUUGUAACCGUGAACUAUGUUACAUAUGCAAGGGGAUUACCAAGGGGGAGCCCAGGAUAUGUGUAUCUGGUAGUAAGUAUUAUCACAGGAGCAACAGCAUGCGCGCACCCACCCAUAUAUACGAUUAUAUAAAAAUAUAUAUGCAUAAAAUGCAUACAUAUAUAUAUAGGAUUACAUAUC